Molecule: messenger RNA, 4946 nt
Organism: Oncorhynchus masou masou (cherry salmon)
Lineage: Eukaryota; Metazoa; Chordata; Actinopteri; Salmoniformes; Salmonidae
Product: SH3 domain-binding protein 5-like
Exons: 6
Coding region: 419-1843 (474 amino acids)
Biological process (GO): negative regulation of protein tyrosine kinase activity; intracellular signal transduction
Cellular component (GO): cytoplasm
Molecular function (GO): protein kinase inhibitor activity
Source: RefSeq, a predicted model, not a curated record
GGGGGGGGGGCACCAAGCCUCAAAUUGACAUGUCAUGACAAGGCAGAAGAACCGGUUUGUCGAAAGCUACAGUAUUUUACUGGUUCAACGCUGCACCACAGAUAAUAUGAUGACGUUAUCUGGCGUAAAUGAGAGCUACAGCUUGAGCUAGCGAGCUAUAUGUACCUGCAAGUUCAGCGAACUAGCAGCUAGCUAACCGUAGCUAGUUAGCCUGCCAAGGAAAGCAAUGGAUUGGUUACAGCAUUUAGCUAGCAAACAACAGAUAUCUAGCUGCUAGUUUUGAUAGGUAUUAGGUGCUGAUUGCAAACGUGGAUUUCCAACAUGUGGUGCACAGCACGUAUUUCAACAUUUAUAUGACUUGUAUAAAUUUACAUUUAAUCUUUUGUCGAGCAAAUCCCCAAAACACAGCGGGCCACAAAUGGAACCAGGGAGUUCGCGUGAAGGUCCAUCCGGCUCUGGGGGUCCCGAAGUGGCGGGCCUACGUGAGGAGACCCCCGGCGAAGAGGCUGAGGAUGGGGACAACUGUAUUCUGAAAGGAGGAGGAGACGGAGGCAACGAAAACACUCUGGACAAGAUGAAAGCAGAAUGUAAGGAUGAUGCUGUUACUGGGAAAAAGAUUGAGGAUACUGAUGAAGACAAAUAUGAAGAGGAAUUGGACCCGAGAAUUCAGGAGGAGCUAGAGCACCUGAAUCAGGCCAGUGAUGAGAUCAAUAAGCUGGAACUGCAACUGGAUGAUGCAAGGUCCAGCUACAGGAGGAUCCUCACUGACUCAGCCAGGAAGCUCAAUGCUCAGGGCUCCCAGCUAGGCACCUGCAUUGAGAAGGCCAGGCCCUACUACGAAGCCCGCAGACUAACCAAAGAGGCCCAGCAGGAGACGCAGAAGGCAGCGUUGCGGUAUGAGAGAGCCGUCUCCAUGCAUACGGCCGCCAGAGAGAUGGUGUACGUGGCAGAGCAGGGGCUCCUGGCAGACAGGAACACUCUGGACCCCACCUGGCAGGAGAUGCUCAACCACGCCACCUCCAAGGUGAACGAGGCAGAGGAGGAGCGGCUGCGGAGUGAGAGGGAGCACCAACGGGUCACUCAGCUGUGCCAGGAGGCAGAGCAACGUGUCCAGACCCUCCAGAAAUCCCUCAAGAGGGUCAUCGUCAAGUCCAAACCUUACUUUGAGCUCAAGGCUCAGUUCAACCACAUACUAGAGGAGCACAAGGCGAAUGUGGUGCAGCUGGAAGAACGUGUCGCAAAGGUGAAGAUGCGCUACUCCGUCGCUCUGCGCAACCUGGAGCAAAUCAGCGAGCAGAUCCAUGCUCAGAGGGGGCGUGUCCGAGCCACCAGGGCCCACCCCGUAGCCUGCGGUGGGCGGAGCUCCCCAGUAGGGGCGGAGGCUGAGGUCAAAGCUGCGGUUGGGGUUCAGGUUGGAGGAGCCUGUGGCGGAGGAGGAGAAGGGUUGGAGGAGAAGGACUGGGCUGAUGGAGAGAAGACCAGGCAGUGGGUGGAGAGACACAGAGAGCAGGGCUGGGGUCACAGGGAGAGGGUGGAGGCAGGGUCAGACUCCAUGUCUGACAUGAGCCUCCAGACAAUCGCCUCGGAUCUGGAGAAGUGUGACUCAGUAGGGCACCUGGGGGAUCUGAGUGACGUGAGCAGCCUAAUGGGAGAGGACUGGGAGAGGGACCAGUCCUUUAUGGCUGAGAACAGAGACAGGAAGCCCAGGGCAGAGGAGAGAGUUGUGAGGGACGUUGUCAUCCCCACUCCAAGGCAGGAUAGAUUAGAGGAGGUGAGGGGGGUGAUACAGAGCGAGAGACAGGACAGCUUUGUCAAGCAGCACCACAGAAGUGUGAGUUUGUGAGUCCAGAAGAAUAGAAUGGGCUGGUGAGUGAUGAUGAUGAUGAUGAGUGAUCAAAUAAGGGAAUGAGAUCAGAAGGUCAACAUCAUAGAAAAGACAUGGAGACUGUAGAAGCACCCUAUGCCCUAUAUAGUGCACUACAUUUGACCAGAGCCCCCGUAGGUAAUGGGGUGUCAUUUGGGACGCUGCCUGCAUCCUUGUGACGCCGCCUGCGUCCUUGUGACGCCGCCUGCGUCCUUGUGACGCCGCCUGCGUCCUUGUGACGCCGCCUGCGUCCUUGUGACGCCGCCUGCGUCCUUGUGACGCCGCCUGCGUCCUUGUGACGCCGCAGAGGGGAGUAGCAGGGAGGAGGGUGGCUGGUGCAUCAUGAAUAACAACUUGAGAAAGAGAGAAGAGGAAGUGUUAGGUGAUUUUUAAACUAGGUCCCCUGUGGGAAUUGUAGUUCUCUCACACUGAUCUGUCUAUUGUUUCACACAGUAAAGAUAUCAGUGACCUGAGACUGCCAACACAUGACAAAUCCACCGAGGCCAAGGCUCGUCUAAACACAGUGCUGAAUGUAGAUACAGAGACCACAUAACUUACAUAACGUACACUUACUCUACUGACCGUUUCACACGCGGGAAAAAAAUGUACGCAGCAAAGCUUAUUUUAGGAAUGUUAUUUUUAUAUUGACUUUAGUCCCUGAAUGAAUACCUUUUUCCAUAUUGAUUGAAUUACCACAUAAUAGUUUUUGUUGUUGUUGCUCGUCCUUGGCAUGAACACAAGGCGUUAAUGCAAGCGAUACUGCUCUCUCUCUCUCCCUCUUGAGUAGAAAUACAAACAGGAAAUACAAACAGGAAAUACAAACAGGAAAUACAAACAGGAAAUACAAACAGGAAAUACAAACAGGAAUAUGAUUGUUGUAUUUUAAACACCUUCGGAUAAGAAGGUAAUUUAAACCAACAUUUUAUUUAGUUUGUAGACCAGUUGUAUUGUUUUUACCUCCCAGUAGAAUGUUCUGGAAAUGUUCCCAGCAGCUAGAGGACCAACGACUCCUCAGACACGACACUGUAAGAGAAUGUGUCCGUCACUCGCAUUGAUCUAACACUUCCACAGUGUUUCUCUCUCUGACCUUUUCACAAUCCCUGUUUUCUGUCAGGAAGAAAUGUCAGCUAGCCUGGGGUUGUGUCCAAUAUUACACCCUAUUCCAUAUGUAGUGAACUACUUUUUACCAGGGCCAUUUGGGACCUUUCCAAGAUGUUACACUGCAUGGUGGGAAAUUAUUCUAAUUAACUCCUUUAGUAUUGUAUACGCUGUAAAGAACAGGUUUUGACGAACUUCUAAAAUAAGAUUUUAAUUUGACUGAAAUGUAUUUUAAGUGCCCUUAGCCGUCCAAAUUGUAAGAUAUUCUGUAAGAGUUUAACGUGCAAAUAACCCCUGUCGUCAAUGAUGACAUGUUUUAGUAAUCAAGAAAUCUCAAUUCUAAACCAUUUAUUAUUCAAUUUCUUAACUGUCUUCCUUGAAUAGUGAGACUAUUUUGGUGAAUUUUUAAAAAAUUGUUUUAGAUUGAAAUAGUUUGCCAGUGUUUUACUGUAGUUAACACUGUUGAAACAUGAACUGGUAUUUUGGUAUUUCAUUAGGAUCCUCAUUAGCUGUUGCAAAAGCAGCCACUACUCUUCCUGGGGGGUCCACACAAAACAUAACAUCAAUAGACAGUAGAACAGCUCAAGGACCGAACUACAUUUUUUAAAUUUGUUUUUUUAUUUUAUUUAACUAGGCAAGUCAGUUAAGAACAUUCUUAUUUACAAUGACGGCCUUGGAACAGUGGGUUAACUGCCUUGUUCAGGGGCAGAAAGACAGAUUUGUACUUUGUCAGCUCGGGGAUUCGAUCUUGCAACCUUUCGGUUAACUAGUUCAAACGCUCCAACCACUAGGGUACCUGCCGCCCCUACAUACAUUUCACCCUUACUUAACACCACUAAGUUAUGUUCGUUAUUGGGUGCAACAACCUGCCUGUUGUAGAGGGAAACAUUCUUUUUGUUGUUGAAAGGUUUCCACUUCCUGGGGUUAUUUGACCAGUUCCUUUACUUGUUCAUUUUGUACCUGUUGACAGGUGCCUUUACUGAUCUCACCAGACAGUGACACUACUAGAUCACUACACUAGCAAGACACACACAGAGAGAGAGCGUGAGGGAUGAGAGUCAGGGAAGAAAUAUAGGGUAAAGUAAUGGUAUUUACUGUUUAAUGCACAUACUUGUAAUAUUGUUUUUGUUCAUGCAGACCUGUGCCAUUGAUUUGAAUAUUUUGACUGUUUUAAAGUUGAUUUGCACAUGACGACAGUACUUGUGGAGUUUAGUUUUACCCCUUUCCUGCUCAUUACCUCUUCAUCCAACCAUCAUUGAUCACCCUUGUUACCUGGCUGCCCCUGCCCCCCCCCGCCCCCGCCCCUUACCUGCUCAACAUCACAUUUGCUGUUCUGUUUUUCACACUCAAUUGGUUUAUUUAUUUAAUUACCUGUUAUUUUCCCAUUCGUUACUCAUUCAGUUCAGUCCUUGUACACUGCCUGUUCUCCUUUUAACCAGUUCAGUACCACCUCAGUUUGUCGUCGUUGACUGUUACAUAACCUGGUCAGCAUCAUCCUUGUUACCUGGCUGUUCCCUUGUCUUAACCUGGGAAAUAUUCACAUUUGCUGCUCCCCACAAUGUUCCCACUACCCCCAAUCCAUUCGCUGAUAAAUGCUGACUUGGGAUCAGUGGUCAGUCCCAAAUGGCACCCUAUUCCCUAUAUAGUGCACUAGGGCCUAUAGGGCCCUGGUCAAAAGUAGUGCACUAUGUAGGGAAUAGGGUGUGUGAAGCAUUAAUGCAAAGUCUUCCCAUUUUCCUGCUCCACUUGACACCGUGUUUUAUUUGUUCAUGUAAAUGGGAUGCAUCCCAAAUACAGCUGUACUCCAUUCCUUACAUAGUGCUCUACUUAUGGGCCCUUGUCAAAAGUAGUGCACUAUGUAGGGAACAGGGUACUAUUUAAAGUGUAGUGGAUGUAUAAUAAUGAUAUGAAUGUUAAUUUAUUAAUCGUGUACAUGGUAAUUUAUGGAAUGUGAUGCUAUUUCCAGCUAUUAAACUUGGUUUUA